AUGAGUUUUGAAAUCCAUGAUCAAAUCAAAGAUAAGUUUUCUUAGAUCUUUACCAAAGAGUCCAAUAUUAAUUAAACUAAACCUUUAGAUGCUUUUCUUCUCCUAUUUAUAUUAGUCAUUUGGCCAUUGAUAGAAUCCACUGAUAAUCAAGAGUAUUAUAUUAGUUUCAGAGUCAUUCUAAUCUUCAUUAUAGCUAACAAUAUAAGAAAUACAAAAUAAGAUAAUGCUAAGAUUUUAGUUUAUUUAGGAAUAAGCAUCCAAUUAAUCAGCAAUCUUAUUUUUGUAUAUUAAGAAUAAAGGUAUUUUUGAAUAACAAUAUUUAUAAAGCAAUUAGCAUUGUCAAAAUUAUCUAAUCACAAUUGCUUUUUUGAUACUGAUUUCAAUUAGAUUUUAAUUCAAUUAUAUUCGUGAAUUUACUUAUUCAAUAUCAUUAAUAUUCAUAAUUACCUAAAUAUAUUUUCAAAAUCAAGUAUUUCAAAUAAUCAAGUAUUUUGUUAUUGCUUUAAUAUCAAUUGAAGGAAAUCUAUGGAGAGUUAAUUAUUUUAAGAAAGAUUAAGAUAACAAGAUAGUAGAUUUUAUCAAAGAGUUAGAUUUAAUUAAAAAAUGUUAUAAUGAAUAAAUUAUAAAAUUGUAAGAUUAUUAGGAAUGUGAAGUUUAAUAAUAAUUAUCUUCUAGAGCAAAUGAUUUGUUAAAAAAAUUAAGAUUAAUCAAAUAUUAACAAUUAUUAAUUAAAAAUAAUACUUUUCAAAAAGGAAUACGAAAAUCAAAAAAAAUGAAUUCUGAAAUUCAUUAAAAUGCUUUCUCACUUAAAUAAUUACCUGAAGAUUAUUCUUAAGAUGAAUAAAGUUCAAUUUAAUAAGAUAUAUCAAACAAUAAUUUUUAGAAUAUAUAAAAUGAUAAUCAUCCUUCACAAUUUAGAAGAAAAUCUUAAAGACUUAUGACAAGUGCAACUGAUUAAAAUUUUAGAAUUAAUGAAAAUACUAAUAGUCCAUCCUUUUCUGAAAAGAAUAUAGAAGAAUUUAAAAUAACAACAGAAGAUAUAGAUGAUUUAUUGAACUUACUAUCAGGGAAAAAAGAAUCAAUUUGGCUUCCAAAAUUUUUAAGAAGCAAUUAAUUAAUUAAUGAUUAAGAAGGAUUCAGUGUGGAUGCUAAAUAGUAAUGAUACCUAUAUUAUUGGAUAGAUUUUUAUUAUCUCAUUUUACACAGAAAUAACCAUCAUUUGAAUAUAUCUAAGAUUACUAGGAUAAAAUUUAAGAAGAAGAAUUGGAGAGUAUAGAUUUUAAUGCAAAUUUUUUACAAUAUUGUAGAAAUAAAUCUUAGGAUAAUUUACAAACAAAAAUCUUUUUUGAGAAUACAAUAAAUUUUUUCAAGAGAUUUAAAAUUGUACAAACUUUUAAGAUAAAUAAAUCUGAAUUAAUAGGAGAAUUUGCACUUAAAGUUGACAUGUCUUAUCAUAAUAAUCUAUAUCAUAAUUCUAUGCAUGCAUUAGAUGUAACAAAUUCAAUUGCAUUUUUUUUGGAAAAUGGUUUAAAUGAAUUAUUAGAUGAAUUUGAAUAAGCUUGUUUGAUAAUUUCAUCUAUGGUACAUGAUAUAGGACAUCCAGGUUUAAAUAAUGGAUUUAUGAUAAUUAACAGAUGUAAAUUAGCUUUGUUAUGUAUUUAUAUAUAUAUGUUAGAUAAUGAUUAGAGUGUACUUGAAAAUUAUCAUUCUUUUUUAUUGUUUUAAAUUCUAUCAUAAGAUUAAUUCAACAUUAUCUAGAAUUUAGGAUAGGUUGAAUAAAAAGGAUUUAGAAAAUAUUGUCUUAAUUUAAUCUUGGAUACAGAUCUUACAAGACAUUUUUAAUUAAUGAAUAGAUUCUAAAAUUACUUAGAAUUAACAGAAUCAUAAGACAUAGAUAAAAAUUUGUUGAUGUCUAUAUGUAUUAAAUGUGCAGGUAUCAAUUAAAACUUCAUAUAAGAUGUUGGUCAUGGAGCAAAAUAAUUAAAAAUACAUAAAUUAUGGAGUCGUAGAAUAAUUGAAGAAUUCUUUUUAUAAGGAGAUUUAGAAUCAUAUUUGAAAGUACCUGUAUCACCCAUGUGUGACAGAAAAUAGUGUAUCUACAAAUCUCAAGAGGGAUUUCUAAAAGCUAUUGUUUUGCCUAUGUUCAAUGCGUUUGUUACUUUAUUGCAGAAGUACAUGAUAGUCUUACUCUGCAUAGUGAAAGGGUGACACAAAUUUGUUUAGAGUAAAUUCAUGAGAAUUUGAAGUAUUGGUAGGAUCAAAUAGAUGAUGUAGAAUUUAUAAAUGAGACUCAGAUUGAUAUACCAGGACUGGAGAAUUUAAAGAAAUUUUUGAAUUAGCCAUUAUAAUUAUGUAUUUGA
This is a messenger RNA of Paramecium primaurelia, 2360 nucleotides long. NCBI's taxonomy places the organism in Eukaryota, Ciliophora, Oligohymenophorea, Peniculida, Parameciidae. The record is from the annotation of a GenBank genome assembly.